UGGGAUCUGUGAAUGUGUGUUAUCAAAGAUCAUUUGGGACUGGGCUGCACGCUGGAGAGACCAAGCUUCCCUCUAAAGCAGAGAAUAUGCCAGCUGUUGGGGAUACAGGACAGACCAGACAUUUUACUCAUGGGGCCUACCUUCGAUUGAGGAGAGACAGAUAAUGAAAAAAGUCAAUGAAAACAUUGGUGAGAUUGUUAAAAGACAUAAUUGGUGAAGCCUGAAUCGUUCACUCUCCUCCUGCAACUGAUGGAAACGUUUGAAACAUUCUGUCUCUGGUAGAACUUGAACUGGUUGCAAGCAAUUUAAGAUGGUACGUGAACAGUACAAUACAGCCACAGAAGGCACCCACAUAGAGCGGCCAGAGAACCAGUAUGUCUACAAAAUUGGCAUUUAUGGCUGGAGAAAGCGUUGCCUCUACUUAUUUGUUCUUCUUUUACUCAUCAUCCUUCUUGUGAAUUUUGCUCUUGCAAUUUGGAUUCUUAAAGUGAUGUGGUUUUCCCCAACAGGAAUGGGUCACUUGCGUGUUACAAAAGAUGGGCUUCGCCUGGAAGGGGAAUCAGAAUUUUUAUUUCCUUUGUAUGCCAAAGAAAUACACUCCAGAGUGGACUCAUCUCUGCUUCUACAUUCUACUCAGAAUGUGACUGUAAAUGCACAGAACGCUGAAGGGGAGGUCACUGGAAGAUUAAAAGUGGGUCCCAAAAUGGUAGAAGUCCAGAGUCAACAGUUUCAGAUCAGUUCCAAAGAAGGCAAAUCACUGUUUACUGUUGAUGAAAGCAAAGUUGUGGUUGGUACAGACAGACUUCGAGUAACUGGGCCUGAAGGAGCUCUUUUUGAACAUUCAGUGGAAACACCCCUCAUAAGAGCCGACCCAUUUCAGGAGCUGAGAUUAGAAUCUCCCACACGAAGUCUAAGCAUGGAUGCCCCAAAGGGUGUUCAUAUGCAAGCUCAUGCUGGGAAAAUCAAGGCCCUUUCUCAAAUGGACAUCAUUUUUCAUAGUAAUGAUGGAAUGCUUGUGCUUGAUUCUGAAACUGUAUGUUUACCCAAGUUGGUUCAUGGGACUUGGGGUCCUGUUGGCAGCUCACAAAGACUCUAUGAAAUUUGUGUGUGCCCAGAUGGGAAGCUUUACCUGUCUGUGGCUGGCACAAGUACCACAUGCCACGAAAACAGUCACAUCUGUUCCUAAACUACCCAUAUCUUCCAUGGAGAAUCUGCCUUGUUUCAGUGAACUUUAGAGACUUCAAGCCUUCACUCUUAGAGCAACUUGACACCCUGGAAAACUGAGGUGGUGGAUGGAAGUAGGACAAAAGAAAACUGUGCCAAUGAAAGGGUUCAGAUGAAUGGUGUGUGGGUGGUAGAUGCAAAAGCCAAAGAAGUAACAAAAGAAAGUUUAUUCUACUAGAUUGAUUUCAUCAGAACCUUGUGAAUUUUCUUUUCCUUUCUUGUACAUGUCAAUCUACAAUGAAAUAGUGAAUUGCUGUGUGGAAUUAAUUUAUGAUGUUCAAUUGUGGCUAACUCCCCCUAAAAGUAGCAUUAGUCAAUACUAAGAUGACCCAAAGUUCUAUGAUGUGUUUUCAUUUUAUCAUUCAAACCUGUGAGUUCUCUAUUCAUUUUAAUGCGAAGUAUGUCAAGUUUCACAAGAAAAUGUUCAUAUUUUAAAUGGACUUUAAGGUUGAUCUGUAGUCAAAGGAAUAAAUAUACAAAAUUAA
Messenger RNA from Myotis myotis, 1709 nucleotides. RefSeq names its product sarcoglycan gamma (gene SGCG). Lineage: Eukaryota; Metazoa; Chordata; Mammalia; Chiroptera; Vespertilionidae. Gene Ontology annotation, biological process: heart contraction; cardiac muscle tissue development. The transcript is spliced from 12 exons. Bases 311 to 1186 code for a protein of 291 amino acids. The record is from RefSeq and is a predicted model, not a curated record. Gene Ontology annotation, cellular component: sarcolemma; sarcoglycan complex.